Molecule: messenger RNA, 126 nt
Organism: Cetraspora pellucida
Lineage: Eukaryota; Fungi; Glomeromycota; Glomeromycetes; Diversisporales; Gigasporaceae
Source: the annotation of a GenBank genome assembly
AUGGAUAUGAGCCAAAAGAUGAUAGUUAUUAAAAAUAUUAUAAAAAAUAUUUUUUAUAUAUUUAUACUACUUUUGACUAAUAAAUCUAAAGCUGAAGAAUUAUUAUCACAAGUAUUGCAUAGUUGA